AUGGAUGUUGGCUUCCGAGCCAUCGACACAGCCACAAGCCCUUUGAAUGGAGAUGGUUUCGACUAUGCUCAGACAGCUGUUGGAGAGGCUUUGUCAGAAACAAGGGUGGAUCGAUCAGAAAUAUUUCUGACAUCCAAAGUUCACCCUGGAGAACUUGGCUAUGGUCAGACCCUCAGUGCAGUGGAGCGUGCCUUGAGUGAACUUGGCGAAGCUGCUGAAGGCUACAUUGACUUGUUUUUGAUCCACUUUCCUACCUGCGACCGCGAUUACUGUCCAGCUGGAGGAGCUUUGAGACCUUUGGGUACCUUCGAGGAUAGUUGGCGAGCUUUGGAAGAAUCCGUGCGUCGCAGAUGGGUUCGCUCUAUUGGCGUGACAAACUUUGACGCUCAACAGUUGCAACGGUUGGUUAACAUGGCGGAGAUCCCUCCGGCAGUUGUGGGCCUUUGGGCAGACAUUUUUCAUCCUGUACCACGCUCUUUGCGACGAAUCUGCGAGCAACACGCAAUACAGAUUCAAGUCUUUGGAGUCUUGGGCUACGAAUGGUCACAGGGCCGUGGCUUCUCGGGGAAGUUGGCCCAAAACCUGAGCCCGUUGCUGACCCAUCCGGUGAUUCGCAACAUUGCCAAAGAGAAGGGAUGGCAAAGUAUGGACGUGGCUGUGAAGUACUUCCUGCAGCAGGGUAUCUCAGUGAUCCUACGUUCUACGAAACAACAGCGCAUGUUGGAGGCCUACAACACGGCAGUCCUUCCCUCGUUGUCAAGAGAUGAAAUGGAGCAGCUGUUCGAUUUAGACGGAUUUCUAUCUUCCAACUUGAGAGUCCAUGCCAGCCCGGAUUUUUACUAUGGGAUGACGGGCUUCGACACGAGCCACCUCCAGGCAGUGGCUUUGGAGGAGUUGGAGCUUGGACCACAGGAGUGCUCAAAAGCACGGACCGAGUUCCAGGACUUAGGAGUGACGCGCAUGCGAAAAGCCGUACCAGAAGCUGUUUGGAAAUCCGCCCAGCGUGCAGCAGAAAAGGUUGUCCGUGAUCAUGGCGGUGGCAAUUGGGAAAGCAAAGAUUUCUUUCCCGAGGCUCUUUGUAAUGUCAUGGAGAUUACCAUUGACAAGUUUCAUCUCACAGAGGUGUUAUAUUUCUUCCCGAUGUUGGCCAACCUGAAAAGAUUAGCAAGAUGUGUCUUGGGUAUUGAGGACCCCGGAGUCUUCUACAUGCAUUUGAGAUCCAAGGCUCCAGGAUGCAAUGCGAGCACCAUCGUGUGGCAUCAGGAUAUUAGAUAUUUGCUCUCGCUAGCUACUGACAAACGUACAUACAACGAUGCGCAUCCAGAAUUGACUGAAUUUGCUGAACGUGCUGCUGUAUUUCAUAUCCCUUUGACAACGGAGACCUACCGAAAGGGAGCUUUGAUGUACGCCUUGGGCACCCAUCACAAAGGCUUAGAUCCCAAUUUCUGGGCAAAAGGCUGGCUAUUUGGACAUGACCCUCCUGAAUAUGAAUAUGAUGAGAACCAUGCCACAGUGAAGCUGAUGGAAGCUGAACCGGGUGACGUUUUGUCACAUUCCGUGCUGGUGCAUCAUGGUCCACGGCCCAACGACACCCCGGAGGUGCGUUGGCACCUCGAAGUGGGCGUCCAAGAUUUGCAGUACGAGAACAAGAUCUCCAUGCAUCGUAUGAUGUUGCCUGACGACCUUUCAUUGGCAUCUUUGGGGCGCUACAUCCAGGAGUUCAACGGUUUUGUGAAGGCGUUUCUCGAAUUUCCUUUUCAAGAUUCGCAGUUCCUGUCCAAGCAACAGCUGUCACAUCUGCUGUGUGCCCAUGUGAAAGCCACGGGGUUCCGAAUGUCACUGAUGCUGCCUGCCCAGAGUGCACUGCUGCUGGCCGCAAAGCUGUUGACCACAGAAUCACUCCGGCCCGUGCCGAGUUGCUUUGUUGGCGUCGCAUAUGAGGAAGCUUUGACAUGCUGCGAUCAACGCUUUGGGCCGCGAGGUGCUGAAGCCUGCUGGGAUUCUCAAUUUUCCUUCGAAAGUUGCUGCAGUAGAGCUCUUGAGUUUGAGCUGCAAUAUUGUUGCGGAGCCUACACGAGCAAAUGUGCCAGCUUCUCUUUUCGAUGCGUGCCAAAUAGCCGAUGUGAAAUUGAGAAGAUGCCUGGCGGAGCAUCUGAAUGCGACAAUGGGCGUUUGCUCUUCCCACCGAAAUAUACUGCCGUGGCGGAGAUGACAGGUGACCUUUUUCGUGGUCAGCGAUUGGGUUUGAAAGGCACUCUCUUCCUCAGUGAUAUGAUGGUGAGACGUUACCAGGCCGUUUUGACAGUGCACGGCCAAGAAGAACUGGGAUGGUUCCUCCAGGAGAAGGACUACAAUGUAUGCAGUGGUGAGUUUGUGCUGGGCUUCAAUGAUCGGUUUGGCACUUGCUUGCGACCCAACGAUCCAAUCCAGAAAUCGCAGGUGCUUGCGCGGCCUUUGCUUGAUCUGGAUUGCCAACAGAAAUGCAGGAUGCCCCAUUGCAAGACCUAUGCUGCUGUGGCCGUCCUGCAAUCUGAGUCUGACCACAAGUCCGACAAUGCCACCGUUAUCACCGACAUUGAAGAAAAUCAGCUGGUUCUUGCAGUUCCUGGAGCAUGCUCCAACGGUGAUGUGGCCUUCCGACUACUGCCACUCUUGAUUCAGAAGCGAGCCAUUGGGCGCAAGCAGGUUCUUACUGAAGUGAAGCUGCAUCAAAGUCUUCCUGACGACAGUUGUCAGCACAGCGACAAACCUGUUGCCUGGCCGCCUUUCGCUAUGCUUCUGGUUUUCCUGAUGCCCAAAUGCGUGGAGCAUCUGAAGAGUUGGACAGCCAAUUCGACGGGCUCCACCAGCCAACAUAGAGACGCACGAGAGAUCAACACAGAGAUCAAUGCAGAGAUCAACGCAGUGGACGUGUUGAGGGCCUUGGCGAUUUGGCACAGCUCCUGCAGAUUCUUGCAGAGCCCAUUUCCAUUCCACACCUUGACGGAUGGAAUGAACCAACGACUUUGGCCCCAUGAUCCUGUUCUAUGCCACCUCCUCAGCAGAAAACUCGAAUCAUGUCUCCAAGGCCUGUAUAGCAUCAUAACCAUCUACCUGGUACUCAGCUGUGAUUCGCUAGCAAUGCUGAGCAAGCGCUUGCUGCGCAAAGUUGGUCGCCAAUUCUUGGUGGCACUGUUCGCAAGUAUAUGGAUGCCCUGGAUGUUCUACGCCUCCUCUCCCAUGAACUGCAUCAGGAAGAACUCGCUGAACUACUUGAAGCCUGGGAGGGCUGCGGGUUGGCUUCUGUUUCUUCUGACAGCAACAGCUAACGAAGGUGCACAAGUCACGGCGGACAUGUGGCCAACAUGCGCUGCAGCUUUUCAGAUCGACAUGCAGGAGUUCCUGUUCAUUGGAAUCCUGGGUAUUUUGAGGCCUCAUCUUUGGCUCCACGUUCUACCAGCAGUGACGUUUCUGUACUGGGCAUGUCUCUUGGGAUCGCUUCAUGGAACCUGUGACUCUACGACGGGUGAGGAACAUGAAGGUGUCCAAGCUUCAUUUUGGAUGCAUUGGUUUCCGACCUCGCUGAUCUUUCUGAACCUGGAUACCUUGCUCCGAUCUCCCAACGGACAGUCUUCCAUGGCGCAUGUGAAGACCGGUCUCGGACUAUUCGGCAGUGCACUUCUGGUUGCUCUGGGUCUAUGUGUAAGUUUCUGGGUUGGAAUCGCACCUGUUUGGAGCUUUGACUGGCAGAAAGCGGGCUUGGCAACCUGCGGGUCGUUCCCGCUAGGGGGCUUGCCGCCGCAACUACAACUCAUGGUCGACUUCCCCUUCGAAGUUGUUGCUUUCAUGGCUUUGCAUCUCGGCUCGGCCCCUGCGCAGCAAGCAAAGAAUGCUGUGGAAGCAUCCAACGGCUUCUCAGUGAUGGCCUGUCUUUGGAGAAGUAUUGGAAAAUCUCGCUUCCUGCAUUUUUUGUGUUCAUUCUUCUAUGACCACCUCGGUUGCCUGAGAAAGGUUGCGCUGGCCUUUCAGAUCUGGCAUCGCAUUAUUUUCACAACAUUGAGGAUCCACAGCCCGGUGUGGAUGGAACUUUACUUCAACUCCAGCAGUGUUUUCGAGCACCAGCUUCUGUUCGUUGCCCCAGUGAUCUUUGCGAGCUGGAGCCUCGCAUGGUUGACAUACCACUUCAUCCAAAAGCACUGGAGCAAACUAAUCCGCCAAAUCUCUGAGCAUUGCUCGGACUUUGCCCUCUAUUCUUUUGUGGCAGGAUAUGUCAUCAUGUGCUCAGUCAUGUGGACAACAGCAGUGUGA
Molecule: messenger RNA, 4287 nt
Organism: Cladocopium goreaui
Lineage: Eukaryota; Dinophyceae; Suessiales; Symbiodiniaceae
Source: the annotation of a GenBank genome assembly